CUCGUCUUUUUCCGGUCUCUUUUCAUCCACGCGUCCCUACUGUGAGUUAAUCACCUUGUCUUUAAACCGGCUGUUAACCGAUCCUUGGAAGCACUGCAAAGAUGCCCAGGGAAGACAGGGCCACGUGGAAGUCCAACUACUUCUUAAAAAUCAUUCAAUUACUGAAUGACUACCCGAAGUGCUUCAUUGUGGGCGCAGACAAUGUCGGCUCCAAGCAGAUGCAGACUAUUCGUCUGUCCCUGCGGGGCAAGGCGGUCGUGCUCAUGGGCAAGAACACCAUGAUGCGCAAGGCCAUCCGUGGCCACCUGGAGAACAACCCAGCUCUGGAGAAGCUGCUCCCCCACAUCCGUGGCAAUGUUGGCUUUGUCUUCACCAAGGAGGACCUGACUGAGGUCAGGGACUUGCUGCUGGCCAAUAAGGUUCCUGCAGCUGCCCGUGCUGGUGCCAUCGCCCCCUGUGAGGUGACUGUGCCUGCUCAAAACACUGGUCUGGGUCCUGAGAAGACUUCCUUCUUCCAGGCUUUGGGUAUCACCACCAAGAUCUCCAGAGGAACCAUUGAAAUCUUGAGCAAUGUGCAGCUGAUUAAACCUGGAGAUAAGGUGGGUGCCAGCGAGGCCACGCUGCUCAACAUGCUGAACAUCUCGCCCUUUUCCUACGGGUUGAUCAUCCAGCAGGUAUAUGACAAUGGCAGCGUCUACAGCCCUGAGGUGCUGGACAUCACUGAGGAUGCCCUGCACAAGAGGUUCCUAGAGGGUGUGAGGAACAUUGCCAGUGUGUGUCUGCAGAUUGGCUACCCCACUCUCGCCUCUAUCCCCCAUUCUGUCAUCAAUGGAUACAAGAGGGUGCUGGCUGUUGCAGUGGAGACUGACUACUCCUUCCCCUUGGCUGAUAAGGUGAAGGCCUUCCUGGCUGACCCCUCCGCUUUUGCUGCAGUGGCAGCUCCUGUGGCAGCGGCAGCCCAAGAGACGGCUGCAGCCCCUGCUGCUGCGGAGCCAGCUAAGGAGGAGUCUGAGGAGUCUGAUGAGGACAUGGGCUUCGGCCUGUUCGACUAAACUGCAGUGAACACCGUAACUGCUGAUUUAACACCAAUAAAAUCUGGAAAAACUA
Molecule: messenger RNA, 1107 nt
Organism: Colossoma macropomum (tambaqui)
Lineage: Eukaryota; Metazoa; Chordata; Actinopteri; Characiformes; Serrasalmidae
Gene: rplp0
Product: ribosomal protein, large, P0
Exons: 8
Coding region: 102-1052 (316 amino acids)
Biological process (GO): ribosome biogenesis; cytoplasmic translation; ribosomal large subunit assembly
Cellular component (GO): cytosolic large ribosomal subunit
Molecular function (GO): structural constituent of ribosome; large ribosomal subunit rRNA binding
Source: RefSeq, a predicted model, not a curated record